AUGGCCGUCCCCCAGGCCCCCCUGAGCCCGGUGCCCUGGGAACUGGACGGCGUCCUGCGGGUGAAGGUGGAGGAUGAGGACGCCAGCCUCCCCCAGGUCCAGCUGUGUGGCCCCGGCCACGUGGCCCACCCUGAGGAGGCCGCGCGCCUGCGCUUCCGGCGCUUCCGCUACGAGGAGACUUCCGACCCACACGAGGCCCUGGCCCAGCUCCGCGAGCUGUGCCGCCAGUGGCUGCGGCCGGAGGCGCACUCCAAGGAGCAGAUGCUGGAGCUGCUGGUGCUGGAGCAGUUCCUGGGCGCGCUGCCCCCCAAGGUCCAGGCCUGGGUGGGGGCCCAGUGCCCCAGGAGCGGCAAGGAGGCUGCCAUGCUGGUGGAGGAUCUGACUCAGGCGCUGGACCGGAAAGGCUGGAAGCCGGGAGCCGAGCCCUCAGGGGCGAGCUGCAAGCACAGCGACUCGGAAGCGGACACGGCAGCCCAGGCCCUGGCGGGGGGCGCUCCCCUGGAACACGGCUUCUUCGGGGACGCCCUCGGACCCCCGGGCAGCUCGGAGAGGAUGGCGGGGCGCCCGAGGGAUGUCUGGACCGAGCCCUGCGCCCCGGAGACAGGUUUCAGGGCCGCUCCGGGGCCUCCCGAGGCGGCCCUCCGGGACCAGCCCGGCUGUGACUCCGGGGCCUUGGGGAACAUCCCCAGCGUGUGGUCAGAGGUCACCUGGCCGGAAGAGGCCCCCUCCACGGAGGAAUCCGGUCCUUUGGACGGUGGUGGCGCGGGCCCUCUGCGGGCGCCCUCCAAGUGCGGGGAGUGUGGGAAGACCUUCUCCAGCGCCUGGGCCCUGGACGCGCACAGGAAGGGCCAUUCCCGCAAGACGCCCUACACCUGCAGCGAGUGCGGGAAGGCCUUCGGCCGCAGCACGCACCUGGCCCAGCACCAGGUGGUGCACACGGGGGCGAAGCCCCACGCGUGCCAGGAGUGCGGCCGGGCCUUCCGCCGGGUCACCCACCUAGCGCAGCACCGGCGCAUCCACACCGGGGAGAAGCCCUACGCCUGCGGGGACUGCGGCAAGACCUUCAGCCGCAGCACGCACCUCACGCAGCACCAGCGGGUGCACACGGGCGAGCGGCCCUACGCGUGCGUCGCCUGCGGCAAGGCCUUCAGCCAGAGCGCACACCUGACGCAGCACCUGCGCACGCACACCGGGGAGAAGCCCUACGCGUGCGAGGCCUGCGGGAGAGCCUUCAGCGACUACUCGGCCCUGAUCCGGCACCUGAGGAUCCACUCGGGGGAGAAGCCUUACCGCUGCCAGGUCUGCCCCAAGGCCUUUGCGCAGAGCUCGUCCCUGAUCGAGCACCAGCGAGUGCACACGGGGGAGAAGCCCUACAGGUGCGGGGACUGCGGGAAGGCCUUCAGCCGCAGCUCCGCCCUCCUGGCUCACCUGCGGGUCCAUGUCCCGGUUCUAAGGUGACCGCGGGGCAGCGGCCUCGUGCGCAACGUGGAGUGCAGGGGGGACCCCGAGUUCCCAAGGAGCCAAGAAGAAGGGGAUGGGGCAUCGAGGACUCCCCGGAAUGAGGAGGUUCUUAAGGGCAGACUUGGGGGUGUCUGGGAGCAACUCUGCAUUGGGGGGCCCGGAAAAUGCAAAGCCGUCCAGCUUCCGGAAGGACCCCGCUGCCCUCCAUCCCCACCAGGCCCGUCUCAGAGAGAGGACAGCCGCGCUGCGGAUGGUGCUGAUCCUCAGCCAGGACAGGGGGUGCGCCUCUGCCAGGACUCGGUGGUCUCAGGGUGACGAUCUGGGCCGGUCCCCAAGUUCACACUCGGGUCCUCGCCUGCCUAGCCCGGGGGACGCUGCCCAUGCUACUUCUGUGCCUUUCGUUUUUAUUUAUUUUUAUUUUUCUGGUUAAUUCUCACUCGAAGGUAUUUUUUUCAUUGAUCUUUAGAGACAAUGGAAGGGUAGGAGGGAGGGAGAGAGAGAGAAACAUCGAUGGGAGAGACAGGGGUUGGUUGCCUGUCACACACGCCCAGACCAGGGCCAGGAAGGAACCUCCCACCUAGGAACGUGCCCUUGACGGGGAGUGGAACCCUUGGGUGGAAGGCCCAGCGCUCUCCCCACUGAGGCCACCAGCCAGCUGUGCCUUCCCACCCGCUGCUCCUCUGCUUCUUCACGCCCCACGCCCUGGCGGGCUGGGGAGUCCGCCUCCUCUGCGAGGCUCCCAGACACUCUCCCUCCUGCUCCCACCUUCGCUGGGGGCGCUGCUGACACUCCCCGGGAGGCAUUCGCUUGUGCUUCCGCCCCGCCUUCCACUUCCCACCAGCCAGCAGCCCUGUUCGUUCUGCCUGCACUCACCUCCGCUGUUUUCCCCACCAUCGGACCUCACGGGCGGCCUCCCCAGCAGGGGCCCCUCCCUGCCCUCUCCACACCCGCCUCCAGGCCGCUCUCCACUCCCUGCAUCUGAUCCCGCUCUCCGUGAUGGAAGCUCUCUGAUGCGGCACCUGCUACAGCAGAGCUUCCUGGGUAGGGUACGGGUUUGCCAGGAUGGGAGUCACUUUGGGCUGAACAACCUCACGUCUCACCUUCACGUGCACCCGGACGUGGUCGCCUUUCUGUGAGGACGCAGUGAUACGAAAUGGUUUCCAAGCCCGGCCCUCAGGGAUGACGCUCAAGCCCCUGUGCCUGCCAUUCCUCCCUUCUCCUGAACCCACCACCCAGUCGUCCUUUUGGAGCGCAGCAUGUUUCUCAAGAGCAGGGCCCUGAGAGCUUCCAAGAGCAGGGCCCUGUCUCAUUCUCUGACCCGCCAGGCGUUCCUACAGGACACAGCAGGCCCCGACGCCUGUCUGUUGGAUGCAUGACGGGCUGACGCCUUCCCAGGCGGCUGCAU
Molecule: messenger RNA, 2866 nt
Organism: Eptesicus fuscus (big brown bat)
Lineage: Eukaryota; Metazoa; Chordata; Mammalia; Chiroptera; Vespertilionidae
Gene: ZSCAN22
Product: zinc finger and SCAN domain containing 22
Exons: 3
Coding region: 1-1458 (485 amino acids)
Biological process (GO): regulation of transcription by RNA polymerase II
Molecular function (GO): DNA-binding transcription factor activity, RNA polymerase II-specific; RNA polymerase II cis-regulatory region sequence-specific DNA binding
Source: RefSeq, a predicted model, not a curated record